Manihot esculenta (cassava) is the source of this 2349-nucleotide messenger RNA. RefSeq names its product phenylalanine ammonia-lyase. Gene Ontology annotation, biological process: L-phenylalanine catabolic process. Lineage: Eukaryota; Viridiplantae; Streptophyta; Magnoliopsida; Malpighiales; Euphorbiaceae. The transcript has a single exon. The record is from RefSeq and is a predicted model, not a curated record. The coding region runs from base 114 to 2249 and encodes 711 amino acids. Gene Ontology annotation, molecular function: ammonia-lyase activity. Gene Ontology annotation, cellular component: cytoplasm.
AUACCAAGCUUCCUCUUAAACUCAAUCCUCACAGCUCAACAAAUUUCUCACACCCAAUUCUCUCAAUUCCCAGAAAAUUUUCACCAUUUUCUCCCUUUUUUCUUGUGGUACUAAUGGCUGCAAAUGGCGUUGCCUCUGCCUUCGGCGGUGAAAAGGAGCCCUUUUGUGAAUCUUUUGUGUCAUGCCCACCACACUGGAAGAAGGCUGCAGAGUCUCUCCAAUGUGCUCAUUUUGAUGAAGUCACUCAAAUGGUGUCCCAGUUUGCCAAUGCUAAAACCGUUGACAUCCAAGGCACCACUCUCACUGUUGCUCAGGUCACUGCCGUUGCUCGUCGGGUUGAAGUAAAAGUUUGCCUCGAUGAGGCUGCUGCUCGUGAUCGAGUGGCUAAGAGUGCUGAUUGGGUUGCAGUGAAUAUCUCUCGUGGGACUGAUACUUAUGGUGUUACUACUGGCUUUGGUGCCACUUCUCAUAGGCGUACCAGUAAAACUGGUGACCUUCAGACAGAGCUCAUUCGAUUCCUCAAUGCUGGAGUUAUUGGCAAAGAGAAUCUUCCGACAAGUUAUUCAAAAGCAGCUAUGCUUGUCAGAACCAACACAUUAAUGCAAGGCUAUUCUGGUAUUCGGUGGGAGAUUCUUGAAUCCAUUGCCAAGCUCAUGAAUGAAAAUUUGAUCCCUAAACUGCCUCUGAGAGGGACAAUCACAGCUUCAGGCGACCUCGUGCCAUUAUCUUAUAUCGCCGGCUUGUUAACUGGACGUCACAACUCCAAGGUGGAAACCCUUCAAGGGGAAGUGAUUACAGCCAUUGCAGCUUUGAAGAGAGCUGGAAUUCAGGCUCCAUUCGAGCUACAAGCGAAGGAAGGCUUGGCUCUUGUGAAUGGAACAGCAGUUGGCUCAGCUGUAGCUGCAACUGUUUGUUUUGAUGCCAACGUUUUGGCUCUUCUGGCAGAAAUUCUCUCUGCUUUGUUCUGUGAGGUCAUGCAUGGAAAGCCUGAGUAUACAGAUCCUCUUACUCAUGAACUUAAGCAUCAUCCUGGCCAGAUUGAAGCAGCUGCAAUCAUGAAACAUCUGUUAGAUGAAAGUGACUACAUGAAAGAAGCAAAAAUUCGCCAUGAGAAAGACCCACUUACAAAGCCUAAACAGGACAGAUAUGCAAUUAGAACCUCUCCUCAAUGGCUUGGUCCGCAAAUUGAGGUUAUCCGAGCAGCCACUCAUUCAAUUGAGAGGGAGAUCAAUUCUGUCAAUGAUAAUCCAUUGAUUGAUGUAGCUCGAGACCUUGCCCUUCAUGGAGGAAAUUUCCAAGGAACACCAAUUGGUGUUUCUAUGGACAAUCUCAGGAUUGCCAUUGCAGCAAUUGGAAAGCUUAUGUUUGCUCAGUUUUCUGAACUUGUUUGUGACUAUUACAACAAUGGGUUGCCUUCCAAUUUGAGUGGAGGGCCUAAUCCAAGCUUGGAUUAUGGGUUAAAAGGUGCAGAAAUAGCCAUGGCUUCAUACUGCUCAGAGCUUCAGUACUUGGCAAAUCCUGUAACUACCCAUGUUCAAAGUGCUGAACAACACAAUCAAGAUGUGAAUUCUCUAGGCUUGAUUUCAGCAAGAAAAAGCGCUGAAGCCAUUGAAAUCCUGAAGCUCAUGUCUGCAACUUUCAUGGUGGCACUUUGUCAGGCAAUUGAUCUACGGCAUUUGGAGGAGAACAUGAGGGAAGUUGUGAAACAAGUCCUCCGCCAGAUAGUAAGAAAAACCCUUUACAUUUCUGAAGAUGGAUCGCUGCUCGAAUCGCGUUUCUGCGAGAAAGAACUCUUGCAGGUUAUUGAUCAUCAACCUGUAUUCUCAUAUCUCGACGACCCAACAAAUCCUUCUUAUGCACUUCUGCCAAAACUGCAAGAGGUUCUCGUCAAAAGGGCACUUAAAGAUUCCAAAUCUGAACGUAGGGAUGAAAAUGGCUACUCAGUAUUCAAGAGGAUACCAAUUUUCAUGGAGGAACUGAAAGCAAAACUAGGAGAAGAAGUGUCAAACGCAAGAGAGAGAUUUGAUGGUGGAGAAUUUGCUAUAGCAAACAGGAUCAAGAAAUGCGGGACCUAUCCCAUAUAUGAGUUUGUGAGAAGUGAAGUGGGAACUGAGCUUCUCAGUGGGGAGAAGAAAGUGAGCCCAGGAGAGGAUAUAGAGAAAGUAAAUGAGGCUAUUAAUGAAGGGAAACUUGGAGAUGUUUUGUUGAAGUGCUUAAGAGAUUGGAAAGAGAGAGCUCCUCUGUUUUAAAUUUAUGUAAUCAUAGAAACCUGGCAUUGUUUAUGUUGUAUUGAGAGCCAUGUGCAAAUUUAAACUUCCCUAGUAAUAAGAAUGCUCAAUUUCAUUGCAA